GUCCAGUUCAGUGUUGGACGCGGCGUGAGUGUCAUCACAGUUCCCGCGGAGGUGUCGCGCGCUGCAUACUUUGUACACGUUCCCAUAAGUCUUUCCGCCGCUGCGCCGCAAAGUUCCACGAUACGGAAAAUUGUUAGACAACUUUAUUACUGAGUACCUACCCCAUCAUAAUAAUACAAGUCAAACCAACCACAGCACAAGAGACGCAAACAAUCACUUGACUGCACCACCAAAGGGAGCACGCAGGCAUAAUUAACGUGAAUGUGGUGCGAGUGCGGUGCAAUAAGGACACACCAGACUAUCACAAGCACCACUCCCACCACCUCCAGCCUGCCGUUCCUGCUAGUGUUACACGAACACAGUGCCGAGGAACUUAAAGAACACGGUAAUAAGCGAGCCGGACCGAACUUACAGUGAAUGGGUGUAGCGGGAAGCAAGUUAACAUGAUCCUGAACUACUUGUGAAUCUGUGAGCAUUAAGGAGAGGGGUUUAAAAGACGAGAAUUUACGAAUGGACUUGUUUCUCCCUCUCAUUCACGUCCCUUCUCGCCGGAAAAGGGGAAUAAUAGGAUUUGUUGUUCACCCUUUCUUUUCUUCUCACCCUUUUCACUUCGCACCAAAAUAGGGGAUUACAUAUUAUGACGUGAAACUUCAACUUCUUCCCCUCAUCCACCUUCUUUUCACACCAAGGGAGAGAAAUAAAAAAAAGGACUUGAAUUUCUCCCUCGUUUUCCCUUACCCCCUUUACCUCGCAGUAAAAGGGUAAGAGAGGAGACUAAAGCACCUGAAUUUCUCUUUGUUUCCCCUCGGCCCUUCUCUCUCACGCCAGAAAGGGCAGAGGAGAGGAUUAGAGACACUGAACCUCGCUCCUACUUUCUCCCCAGUCUCUCCCUCUCUCACCGUCUCCAUCAUGGGCCUGAGAGACGCAAGGCACCUGCAAGAGUCGGUUCGCUGAAGCUUAGACCAACACACCGUGGAGGAGAUGAAGGUGGCGGCGUGGGAGCACCUGGUGGCCGCCGCGCUGUGUUGUCUCCUCCUCCACGCCCCGGCAGCAGUGGACGGCGGGACGGAGGCUGAGAUCAUCAAGGCGCUGGAGGAGACGCAGAAGGAGGUGGCGUGGAAGUACAUCCCCUUGAGUGGGCCGAGCUUCGACCUGAAUAGCAUCAAGAAUGUUACGGUGCAGCUGGACAAGACGGCGGUGCUCAACUGUCGCAUCAAGUACCUGGGCGGCAAGACGGUGUCUUGGAUGAGGACGCGAGACCUUCAUCUACUGACGGUGGGCCGCUUCACUUACACCUCAGACGCGCGCUUCAAGUCCAUCCACCAGCCAGGCUCGGAGGAUUGGCUGCUCAAGAUUCACUACACACAGCACAGGGACGCCGGGGCUUAUGAGUGCCAGAUCUCCACCACGCCUCCGCUCUCCACGGCCAUCUGGCUCUCUGUUGUGGAACCAGAGACGCGAGUGCUGGGCGGCCCCGACCUCCACGUCAAUUCAGGUUCCACCAUCAACCUGACCUGCAUCGUGAACCACAGCCCAGAUCCACCGCCCUUCAUCUUCUGGUACCACGAGAGUGAGCUGCUCUCCUACGACUCCCCCCGCGGCGGCAUCACGGUGGUUACUGAGCACGGGCCAAUCUCCUCCUCCCGGCUACUCAUUCAGCGCGCCACACCAAAGGAUGCCGGCCGCUACACCUGCCACCCCGCCAAUUCAGAGCCGGACCACAUCGUCGUGCACAUCAUACAUAACGAGCAUCCGGCGGCAAUCCACCACAAGAAUGGUACAUCCGCGUCACCUUCCUGUCACACCUGCCCCGGCUACCUCCCCGCCCACUCCUUCCUCCUCGCCCUCUCACUGGCCCUCGUGCUGCUCCUCUCCACUCAAAAUGGCGGGCAGAUGGACGGUGUCACCGCGUCCCGUACAGCACCCACCCCGCCACCUGAGACAGUCAGUAGCGCACUCAUGCCCCACAAGAGGAAGUUUGGGGAGGUGAGUGGACGCGCUGGGCCUUUCCGACAAUAGUUGAGUUUCUCCAGGCAGACUGACGGACGCCCUGGGAAAACAGUGAGUCGUGGGGUUGGACAUGAACUAGAUGUGCCUUGCCAAUUCCUCCAAAGCGUAUAGAGAACUCAAAAGAGAAACAAAGAGAAAGAGAGAAGGAGAAAGAAAGAAAGAGAGAAAUGUGACUUAAAAAAAAAUAAAAAAAAUAUGGACUGUAUCUAUGUAUGUACUGUACAGCACGAUGUGUUUACCUAAAGGACGAACUAUAAACUAUGUUACCGAUGUUAGCAAGAGUCUUUGGCGUGUCAUCUAGUCCCCCAACCUUUGCUCCUCUACCAGCACUCAUGUCGCUCAGUGUGCCCUUCCACAAAACCCUCGCGAGAUGGUCCGCCAAAGGAAUUUAGGUUUGUUCUUUCACAGGAGAGUCUUGGACACCUCAGCUCAUCUGGUCUCCACGCUGACACAGCCUGAUGUGAGAGAGAGAGAGAGAGAGAGAGAGAGAGAGAGAGAGAGAGAGAGAGAGAGAGAGAGAGAGAGAGAGAGAGAGAGAGAGAGAGAGAGAGAGAGAGAG
Messenger RNA from Portunus trituberculatus (swimming crab), 2569 nucleotides. RefSeq names its product protein sidekick-1-like. Lineage: Eukaryota; Metazoa; Arthropoda; Malacostraca; Decapoda; Portunidae. The transcript has 8 exons. Gene Ontology annotation, biological process: synapse organization. Gene Ontology annotation, cellular component: neuron projection membrane. The record is from RefSeq and is a predicted model, not a curated record. The coding region runs from base 982 to 2019 and encodes 345 amino acids.